AUGUAAAAUCAAGAACUAAACUAAUUUGUUAAAUAUGAUUAGUUUUCUUCAUAUCUAACCAAGUCUCAGGUGUAAUACAUAGAGACUCGCAAUCCGUUAGACUACUAUUAGAAAAACAAUAUCCAGACCUAGAAUUGGGAUUCAAGCCUUCUCCAAACCAAACCACAAGUAAGUUAGGAACUUGACAAAAUCAAUAAUCUGGUUGAUUCUCUCUUCGCAAAGAAGGACUCUCAACUAUAUUAGAAAUAAGAACCCAAAGAACGCAAUUAGAAGUCAUUUAUGGAGAAAUUCUCACCUAUGGGAAACCUACUAUCUGAAACAACCUAAUCGUUGGAUUACAAUCCACCAUAAUAGCAGGGUCAUCAGAGUAUGUUGGAUCUUAAGGCUGACAUCCUAAACGUGAGAUCGAUUUCAUUAAAAUAAGAACGUCCGAAAGAAGUGAAGACUUCUAAUGUCCAAAAAGUGAUUGAACAGAAAGGACUGAACCUCAGACAAUCAGCUCCAUUGAGUUUAUAUGAAUUGAGAUAAAUAAAUAAUGUUGAAAUCCAGAAAGCAUUGAAAGUUUUGCAAAAAUGA
This is a messenger RNA of Paramecium tetraurelia, 576 nucleotides long. RefSeq lists its product as uncharacterized. The transcript has a single exon. The record is from RefSeq and is a predicted model, not a curated record. Lineage: Eukaryota; Ciliophora; Oligohymenophorea; Peniculida; Parameciidae.